AACGGAUAUAUUCUGAGAAUAUGGGGGGAAGAGUGUUAGAUGAUUUCAUUCGUCUGAUUGAGACAGCGGAGAGACUGGAAAAUCUUAGCACUUCUUCAAAUCAUUCUGAGAGAAAUCAGCAACAGAAAAUUUUUCCCGUGGUUCCGCCCCUGCAGCUCCCCCCAGCUAGUAGCAGGAGUAGAGGGUCUGCAGUACACUAUAUUGGAGCACCAAUAUCUCAUUGUGGACUCACAAUUUCAGGACAAAGUACAGAUCGAAGCAGCUCAAGGACAUCUCCUCCCACUACUGUGUUAAAGAGAGAGAAAUCAAUACCACCAACUCCACACUCAUCUCGUCCUCCUAGUGCCACCCUUUCUCGUCCUCCAAGUGCUACCCCUUCUCGUCCUCCCAGUGCUACCCCUUCUCACCCUCCCAGUGCUACCCCUUCUCGCCCUCCCAGUGCUACCCCUUCUCGUCCUCAUAGCGCCACCUUCUCUCGUCCUCCGAGCGCCACCAAUUCGCAGCCCCCUAGCGCCACCUCUUCCCGCCCAUCUAGCGGCAAUCCUUCCUGUCCCCCUUCUCCUGUCAAACAAUCCAGAACAUCCUCCCAGGACCGAAAGUCCCUCCCUUCCUCGCCUCUGCGACAAUCUAUCCCACCCUCUCCUUCUCCUAAUUCCCCCUUUGUAAGAAGAAUAUCAAGGGAUGCUCUGCCAGCAGUUCGAAAAAGUCCACGUUCUGCUGCAUGUAGUCCAGCGGGCAGUAGGAAAAAUUCAAAAGCUGAGUUGACGGAUCAAAGACGACCUCCGAGACCUCGACCUAUGUCAGCCUCUCCCAGUCCGGUCAGAUCUCCUCCCAAAGCUGCUGAAUAUUCCUCUACACAAUCCUACUCCAGUAGUACAUUUUCCUCAACCCACUCUUCUCCGGAGAAAUCCGGGAAAUCAUCUUCAAACCCAACCAGUUCAAGGAGUACACACAGUACAAGACGAAGCAAAAGAGUCACUGAUCAAGGUGAUGUUAGACAAGAGGAGAAUAACAGUUUAUCCAGCAAGAGAAGUUCUUGGAUUGCGUCAACUUCUAGAUCAGAGAGAUGCUCCCCAAGAGAAAGAAAAAGUUCAGACCAACUUGAAGAGGAACAAUCUGGAAUAUCUUUAGAAAAAACAACAGCUAAUGAAACAGCAGGCUACACCAAGAAAAAAGUUAAAAUGGCGGACAAUAAUCCCACGAGGCAGGGACUACUAAAAAAGGCGGGAAAGUCUGAAAAUAAUUUAAAGAAGAAUGAAGCCCCCAGAAGCCUACCUCUGAGGGGAAGAAGACGACCUGUAAGUGCUCCGAAUAAAAAAUCUGGAGUCUCCAUUAACCAUCCAACGCCUGUUGUCAUUCCUCCCGCGCCACUAGGAGACUACAGUGCUAGUCUAAAACUGGUUGGAGUAGAUAUACCUUCUAGUAGAAGAGAAGGGACUAAACUCACAACACAAGAGGUGGUAGUGAAGGUGAAUGCUCCGACCCUGAAAACCAGGCUGGCCGGCCGAUCACAAUCCUUCUCAGAUCUCAAGAAUAUUAUUCAGAAAGGAAUGAACAAAUCAGAGUUUGACCAAAUCAGAAAAGAUUUGAAAAAUGCAGUUUUUGAAGAAUGGUAUUUUAAAAAGUACACGGAAGCAAAGGAAGCUAAAUUACGACAGGAAGAGGAGGAGGAAGUAAAACGGAAACAAGAAGAGGAAAAAAAGAAAGAAACCGAAGAAAGGGCCAAAGAAGAAUUUGAAAAAUGGAUGAGUAAAAAAAAGAAAGAAACUUUUCAAAAUAAGCUUAUCUCUAAAACUGGGAAAAAAGUUGUGGAAAAGAAAGUUGACAAAGAGCUAUUAGAAAAGAAGAGAAAAGAAUGGAUGGAAGAAAAAGAUAAAGAACUCACAGCUUUAAAAGAACUUAAGAAGAAAAAGAAAAAAGAUGCCGAAGAAGCAGAAACUGAAUUAAAGAAGAAAAAAGAAGAUGCAGACAAGGCUUAUAAAGCCUGGAAGGAAGAAAAAAUGAAUUCCUUGAAGAAAAAGAUUGAGGAAGAGAAAGCUAGAUUAGCAAAGAAGAAGGAAGACGACAUAGAGAAAAGAAAAGAUGCUGACGCAGCAUUCAAGGGUUGGACCAAUCAUAAAAAAGAAAUUCUGAAAAACAAAGAAAAAAUAAAGGAAAAGGAUAAUUUCGAAGAGAAGGAAACGAAGAAGAAUGUGAAUGAGGAGGCGAAAGAGGAGAAUGCAAAAUUAGCAUAUCAGGCUUGGUUGGAGGAUAUAGAGAGGAGGGAGGAGGAGGAGCAGGAGAGGGAGAAGGAGGAGAGAGAAAAAACAAGAUGGCGGCCUCCCUGGUAUCCGGUUGGACCCACGAGACAAAUAGUUUGAGGGGACAAUCAACGAAUUUUAGCUUUCAAUUGAAAAAAUUAAGAGUCACAAUAACGUUUCAAAUCAGAAUAUGCUCCUUGGAUACAAUCCCCGGGUUUUCUAACUGACAGCAAUGUGGAUUUAUAUUUAGCAAAAUCAAUUCAGAAAAUGAGCAAGUUAACUUUCCAAAUCUAGAAAACAACUUCAUGGACACAAAAGGUUUAAGGUGUUUAACGGAUAAAAAUUGAUUUAUGACUGUAGAGGAAAUUUCAAGCGACCCUGAAAUUAAAAUAGCGGCUUUUCCUAUUCACACCAGUACCCUUUUCAGCUCUGUCUGUGUAAAUAUUAUGAAGUUAUCUCUCUUGAAAGAAAAUGUCAGAAUUCAAAUAAACACUUUUCCAGAAACAAAAUAUUUAUUUUUACUCAGAUAAAGGUUUUAAUGGGCAGCUGCAACUCUUUAAUUGAAGAGUCAAUUGAAAAUAGGUUUACAAUCUCUUUUGCAAUGGAUAUAAAUGUUUUUCUUAAAUACUAUUUCCAAUUUCCAAUAAAAAACUCCACGUUUUGUACUGAA
Eurytemora carolleeae is the source of this 2910-nucleotide messenger RNA. Its product is annotated as microtubule-associated protein 9. The transcript has 12 exons. Bases 21 to 2360 code for a protein of 779 amino acids. Gene Ontology annotation, biological process: mitotic spindle assembly; mitotic cytokinesis; regulation of mitotic cytokinesis. Lineage: Eukaryota; Metazoa; Arthropoda; Copepoda; Calanoida; Temoridae. The record is from RefSeq and is a predicted model, not a curated record. Gene Ontology annotation, molecular function: microtubule binding. Gene Ontology annotation, cellular component: astral microtubule.